AUGUCCGAACCUGAUAAGAUUACCACAGACCAGUAUGGCCGGAAGCAGUGGAAUUUGGAAGAAUAUGCCAAAGAUGCAAAAAAGAAAAAGAAGGCUCCGGUGAAGGAUACUUCUAAGGACUACAGUGUAAGUGAUUCUACUUCGUAUGUUUCACACAGAGACAAUUUGCUUAAGGAACUGGUAGAAUCUGUGAAACAGCAUACAUUAUUGAAUCCAGCAGCGAUAAGCGGAUCUGAUGGCAGCACGAGAAAUAAAGUAUUUGGUUUUUUUUGCCCUGUAUGUGAGCUAUCCUUUCGAGAUAACAUGGCCUUGAUAGACCACUUGAACUCUCCACAGCAUAUUGAAAAGGUCAAGGGCUCAUUCGAUGGUGAGCUAAAUGCAGGUGUGCGGCGAGCUACCUUCGAGGAAGUGAAGGAGAUGCUAGACUACUUGGUAGCACAAGAGAACAAGCUGUUGGAAGUACAAGAGAGUUUCCGUGAACGGGUCAGGAAGAGAGAAGAAUUUGACAAAGAGAGGAUAAAGCGUAGAGGUGAAAGAAGACUCACUAAACGAAGAAGACGAAAUAUGGAGAAGGAAAUGAGGAACGCGGAUGUUGAGGACGAUGGUGAUUUCCAAAAGAUGAUGGGGUUCAAUGGGUUUGGUAGUACCAAAAGGGCAUAA
This is a messenger RNA of Dujonia railenensis, 660 nucleotides long. The record is from the annotation of a GenBank genome assembly. Lineage: Eukaryota; Fungi; Ascomycota; Pichiomycetes; Serinales; Debaryomycetaceae.